AUGUGGCAAAAACUUAUCCUGGGGGCGAUGGCGCUCGCCGCGGCGACGGCCGACGGCGCGGCCAAGCCCGCGUUCCUCCAGGCCUGCGAGGCUGAUGGAGACGCCGGCUGCGCGGCGAAACUCGCGGCCGCGGCCGCGGGCGACGACGUCGCGACCGUCGAGGCCAGCGCAUAAAUCAAAUGUCGCGGCGCGUCGCCGCCCACGGCUUCAUCAUGAGCUGCACGCCAUCGACGCAACGGACUCACUGGUCGAUUUGCGCACAGGUCGAGGCGGCGCUCGCCGCCGGCGCGGACCCCUUCCCCGCGCUGGAGAACGCGACGCUCGCGACGCGGUCCCUCCUCACGGCGGCGGGCUACAACAACGCCUGCGAGGGCGUGUCGCCGAGCGAGCGGUCGCGCCUCGGCGUCCACUGCGUCCCGCGCUGGUACCACGCCUACCUGCCCUGGGUCGAGUACACGGGCCGCAACGCGCUCAUCAUCGGGCUUGGCAUCUUCCCCGUCGUCUUCGUGGUCAUGUACGUCGCGGCCAAGUUGUCUGGGGCGCGGGCCGCGCCGGAGCCCGUCGCGGCGAUCAAGGCGCCGAAGCCCAAGAAGAACAAGGGGGGCUAGACGCCUCGUCCGUCGUCGCCGCUAGACGCAUCGUCCGUCAUCGCCGCGGCGUCGCGGCGGUGGCGCGGGGGGCUAGACGCAUUGUGUAGAGAUACGUGA
This is a messenger RNA of Pelagomonas calceolata, 707 nucleotides long. The record is from the annotation of a GenBank genome assembly. NCBI's taxonomy places the organism in Eukaryota, Pelagophyceae, Pelagomonadales, Pelagomonadaceae.